AUGCGUCAGAUGCCGCUCGCGAAAGACACGCUAAGCUCUGGGAGUGACCCUGGCAAACCUCCAUGCGUAAAAUGCCUCCGAGAGGGUGCCGAGUGUAUUCUCGCAGAUUCCCGCAGAGGUGGUGACUAUUCACAUCAUCGACGUCCCCGCCGAACCACGCACAGUAGACAACCAAUAGCAACACUUUCUGUGUUUUCGGGUGACCAUAUAUCACCACGACAAAACAACACCAACAAGGCCACAGAAGAUGGAGUUCACGAGAAACUGCAGAAUCCUAGUGAUGCUUUGCUCGUGCUUGCACAUGCAGCCGGCCAGCCUGAGGAUGCAGUCGGCUUAGAUGAUAAUCAGCAUGCACCUGACAAGUACAGAAGCCUUACAAACAGGACAAAGGUAACACUAUCAACAUCAUCAGUGCGAACAGCUCAACUUAGCAAUUCACUAUCAGAAUCAGUCAGCGAAACAACAGUCGAUGAUUACCCUCUAAUCAGUGAUGGGACUCUUGAUGCUAUCUCCCUUGUGCAGUUGUUACGACAUUAUGCGGAUAACUACCACCACUUCUUCCCUCUUGUCCCAACACACGUCUUGAGACCAGAGCACAUCCUCGACACAAUAAGAAACGAAUCAUUUCUCCUUACCUCCAUCCUCAUCGUUUCCUCAAAGGAUCGUACAGAUCUUGGAGAAACCCACAAGUCCAUCUGGGAGUACAUGAAAAGCCUUAUCCUGAAGGUAGUCCUAGGAAAGAAAUGUGUCCGCAAAGUCGGCACUGUCGAAGGUUUAUUGCUAAUGGGCGAAUGGACUCUGCACAGUCAAGACCAGGUUGAUGAUGGUGACGAAGCUUCUGCCUGGUCAAUUGUUGGUCUGGCUGUAAGACUCGCAUAUCUGCUACGCUUGGAAGAUAGUGGCUUUAAUAUUGACGAUGCCGAACUUGAGUCCAUUCAUAGGGAGAGACUUGUUUGGACCUUCACUUAUCUAUCAGACCGUCAAAUAUCAAUCCGAAUGGGACAAGCGUUCUGGUGCAGAGGUCCCGCUCUUUCAGCACGCUUCACUGCUCGAGACUUUCCAGCCUUACAGCCUACACGUUCUCGCGACGAGGACUUUGCUUCGCUCAUUCAAGCACAAGUUGAAUUGACGACUCUCUUUGGCAACGCCCACGACAUCCUUUUUGCGUCAAGGUCUAGGACCGCUGAACUCAUGAUACGAGGUGACUACACAAAAUACGUUGAUGAUACGACCAAGGCCAUGUAUGCUUGGCAGCAUGCCUGGACUUCUCUCGCUGUCUCCCCUCAUUUAAGAAGUUGUUUGAACCUCAUGCAAGAAUAUCUGCGUUUGUAUGUAAACGCCUUUGCCUUCCAAGCUGUCAUCUAUCGAGCUUCUGUCAACCGUGGUUCCCAUUCUGACCCUUCGGAUACCUCGCGUUCAAGGGUUUCCAAGAUAUUUCCGGACUCAGCGAUGGCGAGCCCUGAUGCGCGACACAUAUAUGAAGCCGCAGACGCUGCUGAGGCCUUGAUCAGAAUAGUUACAGAUGACAUUCAUCCCGAGAAGUAUAUACGCUAUAUGCCAACGCGCUUUUACCUUUACGAAAUUCACUCUUCCGUCUUCUUGUACAAAGCCCACGCCUGCGGUGCCAUCUCCUCUGGGAAACACGCCCACGUAACAAAUCUUAUGGAACGCUUUAUCUCAGUUCUGAAAGCUGCUGCUGUCGAUGACAACCAUAUGGCAGCGGCAUAUGCGAAACUUCUUGAGAGAUUAUGGUUUAGACGAGUCAAUGGCUUGUUAAUGAGCAAUGAAUCUAUGAACAAUAAUCCCGAGCUGGGACUAGGAGAUCAGGAGGUGACAGAUCCAUUACCGACGCUGGCAACGAAUAGUACCAUGUCUCAAAUGUCGUUUCUUGACGAUUUUGGCCUUCAACCGCUUGAGUGCACCGAUAUGAUGGAUGGGCUAUUUUCAAUGCCAUUUAUUGCCUCGUGGGACCCUACAACUUUUCCAAAUAUCAUAGCUUAA
This is a messenger RNA of Fusarium mangiferae, 2001 nucleotides long. RefSeq lists its product as uncharacterized. The record is from RefSeq and is a predicted model, not a curated record. The coding region runs from base 1 to 2001 and encodes 666 amino acids. Gene Ontology annotation, biological process: DNA-templated transcription. The transcript is spliced from 5 exons. Gene Ontology annotation, molecular function: DNA-binding transcription factor activity, RNA polymerase II-specific; zinc ion binding; DNA binding. Gene Ontology annotation, cellular component: nucleus. Lineage: Eukaryota; Fungi; Ascomycota; Sordariomycetes; Hypocreales; Nectriaceae.